GAAAAUUAUGUGUAAACUUUAGAGUUUCCUUUUUUUUGCUGUCUUUAUUUAGACUGAAAAACUGUUCUUUGUGUUUUGAAUUGUAUCAGAUGCUCUACUGUGCAAAGAAGUACAAGAACUCAACAUUUUUCUCCUGAUUUGAGAGGUGUACUGUUAAAAAUAUUUUUGGUACUUCAUAAUUUUAAACUGAGGCUAAUUCAAUGUCCUUUUAAGGAAAGAAUCCUGCUGUCUUCACCUGAUCUGGCCUAUAUCUCAGCUGAAAAUGUGUUGCUGGAAAAGCGCAGCAGGUCAGGCAGCAUCCAAGGAACAGGAGAAUCGACGUUUUGGGCAUAAGCCCUUCUUCAGACUAGUACCACACCAUUAUGGUUAACUUUUCAAGUUCUUUCAAAAUAAUCGAGAAAGGCACUUGGUUUUAUUUUUCAAACCACUGUGCAUGGGCAAUAUAUGUCAAUCUUGCUGUCAGAGUCCAUAUUCUGAAAAUUACACUUUUAAAAAUAACAAUGAGGUUUAAGUUUUAAAUGCCUGUUUUCUCUAUUUCCUGAGUUACUGAUAGCUGGAUAUUAUUGGACGCGGAUGAUCUCUAUACUCCAAGUGCAGGCAAUAGUUUGGGAUGAGUAUCUUACUGGACCAUUUGGACUGAUUGCACAGUAUUCACUAUUAAAGGAACAUGAAGUUGAUAAAAUGUUUACCCUGAAGGAAGGGCAUAUACCUCCAGCUGAAGUCAAAAACAUAAUUUUCUUUGUGAGGCCUAGACUGGAACUAAUGGACAUUAUUGCUGAUAAUAUUCGUUGUGAGCACAAGCAUCAUGGUCCACCCAGAGAUUUCCAUAUUCUGUUCCUGCCACGUCGAAGUCUCCUUUGUGAACAGAGAUUAAAAGAACAAGGACUAUUGGUCCACUUCACCCAUAUAGAGGAGUACAGCCUGGAUUUAAUUCCAUUUGACAGUGAUCUAAUGUCCAUGGAAGCUGAAAGUGCAUUUAGGGAGUGUUACCUAGAAAAUGACCAGACCAUCUUAUUCAGUGUUGCCAAAGGACUGAUGACUCUGCAAGCUUUGUAUGGAACCAUCCCACAGAUAUUUGGGAAAGGUGAAUGUGCACGGCUUGUGGCAAAUAUGAUGCUAAGAAUGAAGAGGGAAUUUGCUGGGACUCAGAACCAGAUCUUACCUGUCUUCGAUAAACUCUUGUUACUUGAUCGAAAUGUUGACUUGUUAACGCCCCUGGCAACACAACUGACUUACGAAGGACUUAUUGAUGAAAUAUAUGAAAUUCAAAAUACACAUGUAAAGCUGCCUCCUGAGAAAUUUGCACCUAAGAAGCAAAAUGAAAGUGGCCGAGAUCUUUCCAAUGAACCUAAGAAGCUACAGUUAAACUCUGCUGAAGAACUGUAUGCAGAAAUCAGGGACAAAAACUUCAAUGCAGUUGGUUCAGUUCUGAGCAAAAAGGCCAAGUUCAUAUCUGCUGCAUUUGAGGAAAGACAUAAUGCAAAAACUGUAGGUGAAAUCAAACAGUUUGUGUCCCAGCUUCCACACAUGCAAGCAGCAAGAACUUCACUAGCUAAUCAUACAUCUAUUGCUGAACUCAUCAAAGACAUUACAGCAUCAGAAACAUUCUUUGACAAGCUGACUGUGGAACAAGAAUUUAUGUCUGGGAUUGAUACUGACAAGGUUAACAGUUACAUUGAAGAUUCCAUUGCUCAAAAAGAACCUCUGAUAAAUAUUCUGCGACUUGUUUGUAUGCAGUCAGUGUGUAAUAAUGGCCUGAAACAGAAAGUCCUAGACUAUUACAAGAGAGAGAUUUUGCAGACAUAUGGUUAUGAGCACAUUUUAACCCUGAAUAAUCUAGAAAAGGCUGGUUUAUUGAAACCUCAGACUAGCACCAGGAAUAAUUAUCCAACUAUAAGAAAAACUCUGCGCCUUUGGAUGGAUGACAUCAAUGAACAGAAUCCCAAUGAUAUAUCUUACGUGUACAGUGGUUAUGCCCCUCUAAGUGUGCGGUUAACACAGUUGCUAGCUCGUCCUGGGUGGAGGAGCAUUGAAGAAGUCUUAAAGAUGUUGCCAGGACCUCAUUUUGAAGAAAGACAGCAACUGCCUUCUGGAUUGCACAAAAAACGUCAACAGGGAGAGAACAGAGUUACUCUGGUGUUCUUUCUUGGAGGUGUCACUUAUGCUGAAAUUGCUGCGCUUAGAUUCUUAUCUCAGAUGGAAGAAGGAGGUACAGAAUAUAUUAUAGCGACUACAAAACUGAUAAAUGGAAAAAGCUGGAUUAAAUCUAUGAUGGACAAGUUAGAGCCAUCUCUAUUCUGAAAAGACAAUGUAAUGGACAAUAUUCGUCAAGAUGAGGAUUUUUAAAAUACAACAAACAACAGAAGCUUGCAUGCUAUCUAAGAGUUAAUGCAAAGUACUCAGAGAUGCCCAGGUCCUGCCUGGUGCCCAGGUGUGUUUGGAAAAUAUGAUACUGCUGUAAUAUGUUUCAGUUGAGAAACUAAAUUGAGCACAGCAUGGGGCACGAAACAAACUUCAAAUGUGGCCUUGGUCAAUAUUCAGCUGCACUGGCGCUUCUGAGCCAUGUUUUCAUUCCUUAGGUGGAGUAGUACGUGAAACCAGAACGCUUAGGUAUUCAUUGUACUUUAGGAGUCACAUGACAACUGCCUGAAACAAGUUUCUAUGUUGGCAGAAUUUGAUCAUUUGUGCCACUGAAUGGAUUUAACUUGCAUGCAGACUUUGCACAUAUCUGCAUUUUGGUGUACUCUGAAAUCUGAAAUGAUUUCUUAACACUAGAAUAUGUAAUGUAUGGUUAUAGUACAUGCAAGGUCAAUGUGCAUAAUAUAUCCUAUGAAGAACUCAAGUGCUUAGUCCAACAGUGUAGGAACUUAGAACAAGAGAGGAAGUGUCAACAAAUGUGCAUUAUUUGUGCUUGCUCACAAAAUAUUAUGCUUUUGAAGCUUUGUUAUACUGGUAGAGUUCAUGAUUGAAAUUUCAUUAAUCUCCUGCUCUGAUCUCUGUUGCCACAUCUAAAAGAAUAUUAAAGCUUUGUUAUCCUGUGAGGGCAAAACUAAAUCUUAAAACUCUGGCCUUUUCAGUUUUACUUGUGAUAUACUGGUCUGUUUAUUGAAUGGUUUGCAUAGUUUCAGGAAAAAUUGUAUCAUAUCAAUAUUCCAUAUUCUGUAUAUGUGAAAUGUGUCAAAAUUGUACCAUUUUUAUUUAAAUACAAUCAUUGGGCUUUAUACUCUUA
This is a messenger RNA of Chiloscyllium plagiosum (whitespotted bambooshark), 3229 nucleotides long. The record is from RefSeq and is a predicted model, not a curated record. NCBI's taxonomy places the organism in Eukaryota, Metazoa, Chordata, Chondrichthyes, Orectolobiformes, Hemiscylliidae.